ACAUGACAAAGAACAUCCUCAUGGUAGUUCACCAGGUCAAGAUGAACUACAUAAUGGAACAGAUUAUCCAGAAGAAGUCACCGGGAGACCAGUAUAUGACACAGAACAUCUUCAUGGAAGUACACCGGAACACGAUGAACCACACCGUGUAACCGAGUAUCCAGAAGGAAUAACUGGAAGACCAGUAUUGGAUUCAAAAUAUCCUCAUGGCAAUUUACCAGGUCAAGAUGAGCCACACCGUGGAACUGAAUAUCCCGAAGAAGUUACUGGAAGACCAGAAUUUGAUUCAAAGUAUCCUCAUGGAAGUACACCGGAAGAUGCUGAGUCGCACCGUGGAACAGAUUAUCCAGAAAGUUUUACUGGAAGACCAACACUUGACACAGAACAUCCUCAUGGUAGUCCAUUAGAUCACGAUGAAUCAUAUAGUGGAACUGAAUAUCCAGAAGGAGUUACUGGAAGACCAACACAUGACAAAGAACAUCCUCAUGGUAGUCCAUUAGAUCACGAUGAACCACAUCGUGGAUCUGAGUAUCCGGAAGGAGUUAGUGGAAGACCAACACAUGACAAAGAACAUCCUCAUGGUAGUCCAUUAGAUCACGAUGAACCAUAUAGUGGAACUGAAUAUCCAGAAGGAGUUACUGGAAGACCAACACAUGACAAAGAACAUCCUCAUGGUAGUCCAUUAGAUCACGAUGAACCACAUCGUGGAUCUGAGUAUCCGGAAGGAGUUAGUGGAAGACCAGUACUUGAUUCAAAGUAUCCACAAGGAAGUACACCAGAUGAUAGUGAACCACACCGUGGAACAGUUUACCCAGAAGGAAUCACCGGUAGACCAGUACACGAUUCAAAACAUCCUCUGGGAAGUACACCGGAAGAUGAUGAACCACACCGUGGAACAGAUUAUCCAGAAGAAUUAACUGAAAGACCAGGAUUUGAUUCAAAGUAUCCACAAGGAAGUACAGCGGAGCACGAUGAACCACAUCGUGGAACCGAUUACCCAGAAGGAGUAACUGGAAAACCUAUACAUGACACAGAGCAUCCUCAUGGUACGUCACCAGGUCAAGAUGACCUACAUCGUGGAACAGAUUACCCAGAAGGAGUCACCGGCAGACCAGUUCACCAUCCAAAAUAUCCACAGAGUGGCAAUACGGAAGAUGAUGAACCACACCGUGGGACAGAUUAUCCGGAAGGAGUUACUGGCAGACCAGUACAUGAUACAGAGCGUCCUCAUGGUAGUCCAUUAGAUCACAAUGAACCACACCGUGAAACUGAUUACCCAGAAGGAUUAACUGGAAGACCUGUAUUUGAUUCAAAAUAUCCACAGAGUGGCAAACCAGAAGAUGAUGAACCACACCAUGGAACAGAUUACCCAGAAGGAGUUACUGGUAGACCAGUUCAUGACACCGAGCAUCCGCAUGGUAGUCCAUUAGAUCACAAUGAACCACACCAUGAAACUGAUUACCCAGAAGGAUUAACUGGAAGACCUGUAUUUGAUUCAAAAUAUCCACAGAGUGGCAAACCAGAAGAUGAUGAACCACACCAUGGAACAGAUUACCCAGAAGGAGUUACUGGCAGACCAGUACAUGACGCAGAACAUCCUCAUGGUAGUCCAUUAGAUCACGAUGAACCACAUCGAGGAACAGAAUAUCCAGAUGUA
Molecule: messenger RNA, 1657 nt
Organism: Pediculus humanus corporis (human body louse)
Lineage: Eukaryota; Metazoa; Arthropoda; Insecta; Psocodea; Pediculidae
Exons: 1
Source: RefSeq, a predicted model, not a curated record